AUGGCUACAACUGAUGAACUCAACACCUCUUCAACGACAGAUUCUUCACCUGUCACAUCAACCGCUUCUAUGCUCAGCAUCAUCAAACUUCCACCAUACUGGCCUAACGAUCCAGAACUUUGGUUUUCUCGAAUUGACGCUCAAUUUACGACACGCAAUAUCACCUCACAAAAAACGAAAUACGCUUACGUUGUUGCUCGUGAUCCAUAUGACAUCCUGCGACGCGAGUUAAUCCACCGUACCUCAACAUCUGAGCAACAGCGACUUCACCAACUGCUCACAGGCGAAGAACUAGGAGAUCGGAAGCCUUCCCAACUCCUUCGCAAGAUGGAACAACUACUUGGUAGCCAGACAUUGCCCCCCUCCAUCAUGAAACAAUUAUUUGUACAACGUCUCCCUACCAAUGUUCAGGCUAUUCUGGCACCUACACAGGACACUCUUGACCUCAACAACCUUGCCAAGUUGGCCGAUAAAAUUAGAGAGGUCAACAACAUUCAACAACCCACAGCCACCCUUUCGACCGUGGCAACAGAACCUAUUAUUGACACAUCUGCCAAAUCUGGGGAGCUUCAUCAACUUCGCAAGACAGUUUCUGAUCUUGCUGCGUCAGUACAGGCUCUCAAUCUUCGUUUCCCUUCAUCGUCAGAUGUCAAUAACCGUCCACCACGCCCUCGUAAUCCGCAACCGACUGAUCCCACUCACAGAUCAUCUAAUAAUGGUUAUUGCUGGUAUCACGCCAAAUUCGGCGCCACUGCUCGCAAAUGUGUUCAACCUUGUACUUUCCACACAUCGCUACCGUCAAACUACAACGCCAGACAAUAG
Messenger RNA from Xenia sp. Carnegie-2017, 822 nucleotides. RefSeq lists its product as uncharacterized. The record is from RefSeq and is a predicted model, not a curated record. The coding region runs from base 1 to 822 and encodes 273 amino acids. NCBI's taxonomy places the organism in Eukaryota, Metazoa, Cnidaria, Anthozoa, Malacalcyonacea, Xeniidae. The transcript is spliced from 2 exons.